AUGGAUAAAAACGGAAAAGAACAGGAGACAAAUAAGUGUAUACAAACAGAACAUAGAAAACUAAAGACUGAGAAACACAGACCCAACAAAAAUAUCAGGUUCACGGGAAGGGUGUGCUUCCUCCACAAAUAUAUGACUGAGACACAGGAUGUGAAGUAUGAUCUAGGAUGUAAACACUCAACGUUGUGUUUUCAUGGAUUGAAUAUAUUUGGGCGCCGAUUAUCUGUUGGCAGACAUUUAACAUGCGACAAAUGUUGUGGAGGAACACACCAUUGCAAUAUUAACUUGCAAUGUGGACACCAAGAGCAGGAAACUACAUUAGAAGCGACAACAGUUGGGCAGAUGACAACAGUUGGGCAGACGACAACAGUUGGGCAGACGACAACAGUUGGACAGACGACAACAGUUGGGCAGACGACAACAGUUGGACAGACGACAACAGUAGAUCCUAGAUUCUCAGCAUGCAAAGGUCCUAUUACAAAAAAUACUGGAGAGUUUUACUUGAUGCGAAACAAUGGUUUCCUGACGUUUUUGUCUACUUUUAAACUACAUUUAUCAUCGUCUAAAGUUAAAUGGUUAGGUAUAUACAACCCUGAUAUCGGACUAUGUCACAACAUAUCGAUCUUUAAUACUUCACAAGUAAUCGAUAUUCCAUCAGAAUUCAAAGUCACCAGAAACGAAAUUGAGAAGAAAGGAGUACACAUACUUACGUCCAGCAAAACUGAUUUGUAUGCAUUAUAUAAGGAUUCGAUUACCAAUGAAGGAUUUUUUGUUUUACCAAAAGAAAAGCUAUCAACAUCGUAUGUUAUUCCGUCAUUCAUUCCUUCUGGGGGUGGGGAAUCGUUUAUCGGAAUUGUUGCUACAUCCUUCGAUACAGACGUAAAUAUAACAUCAAAACUACUCGAUAAGACUGAAAUGGUUAGUUAUAACAAUACAAAGUAUGGAGAUGGUGAGACAAUUUCCAUUCACUUAGCAGAAAGGGGAACCCUAGAACUUUCCAGUAAUACUGACCUCACUGGUACGAUAGUCCAAUCAAACAAAGAUAUAGGAGUGCAGUCCGGGGUUGAUGGCGCUAAAGUACCUGUGAAUAGUGGUUUGAUGAAUCUGUUAUUGGAAAUGUUACCUCCAGUUAAAGAUCUAGGAACGACAUUUUUCAUUCCGCCAUUAUUUGACAGCAAACGAUUUAUAUUACGUUUAAUCGCUACACAUCCAAAUACAUCCAUCACUCUCCUCGGCAAACAGUUGAAACAAGCCACCAAAGUAGUGGACAAAAUUGGGGGUUACAUAGAUAUCAACAGCAACACCUCUAUAAAAGUAGAAUCUGACAAACCAAUAAUGGCAGUGUAUUAUCAGCAGGGUGAAUUUAAACCGGUCGUACCUUUUAUGGUUAUAAUUAAACCAGAAGGGAAGCUGGAAGGAGUUCAAGCGUUUACCAUUCCAAAUGAUGGGUUAAGACAUCAUAUCCUUAUUACCACGAAGAGUACUGAAUACCCCUUUCUACAGAUUGACGGGAAAGGUAUUAUCUAUAAAAACCCACAUAUGUACGAUACAGAAAGUUUUAAUUCAUCGUAUGUUGUUGCAAGGGUGGAUAUCGGUCCUGGACAUCAUACCAUUGGUUCGUUAUACCCGAUGGUAAUGAAAGUCAAACCCGGAAUUAUCAUCUUUGCCGAUUCCGACAACGACAUUGCGUAUGGCUACCCUGUGUAA
Messenger RNA from Mytilus trossulus (common blue mussel), 1707 nucleotides. RefSeq lists its product as uncharacterized. NCBI's taxonomy places the organism in Eukaryota, Metazoa, Mollusca, Bivalvia, Mytilida, Mytilidae. The transcript has 5 exons. The record is from RefSeq and is a predicted model, not a curated record. The coding region runs from base 1 to 1707 and encodes 568 amino acids.